AUGACGGGGAGACGAGGGUUGGCUGUGUUCCUGGUGCUGUGUCUGGUCAUGAACGCGGCGUGCGUGCCGGCAUCCUACCUGCGGCCUCGGAGGGGACUCUCCGAUAAUAAAGUUGACUCUAAGGAAUCUAAGGACGAUAAGGGCACAAGUGUUGACAAGGAUUCUGAUGAUGACGACUUCGAAGCAGAGUUCAACAAGAGCCCGCCACCGCCGGCCGGAGGGGGCGGCAGUAAUAUUUUCAGCCUGCUGAACCUGGCCAGCGCGCUGUUCCCCGCCUCCUCGAGUAGUGGUGGCCUGUCUGGAGGCACUUCUUCUAGCUUUGAAAACUAUAAAACUGAUUACAAACACAAUUUACCAUCCCACCUUCAAUUUCAGGUAAAAAACAACAACUUAAUAGUUAAAAAGUUGAUCCAAGACCUCGUUCGUCUAAACCGGGUCCAAGUAAAACUAAUACAAGACCGUAAAGACAUAGCAGACAAUGAGAUAGACAUCGACUAUACGGUUGACUUAAAACCUCCUCCUUUCCAAAAGCAAGAGAUUGAUGAGACAGAUAGUGAGAGUGAUGAGAGCUCAGAAUCAGACGAGGAUAAUGGAGCUGAGGAGAGCGUGGAGCGGGAGAGUACGGAGAAUGGUGGGUCCAAGCAGGACUCGGCAUCGAACAGUGAUGAUAAUGACUCGGAUUAUGAUGAGCCGCCCGAAGGGGAUGGCCAAGGAGGCGGCAUUUUAGGCCUGCUCGCUGGACUUAGUGGUGACGGCGAAUCAGACUUGGGUACUUUACUGGCGACGGUCGGUGGAAUAGUCGCUAAUUUGAGUGGAGACGGUGUGGAUAUUAACGCUUUAAUAGCGACUGGGUUAGGGCUCUUUGUCGGAUUGUUGUCUGAAGGUGCAGAAAACCCCGGAGAGAUAAUAGCAAGCUACCUGCUGACGUCACUCGACACUUUAACGGGAGGUGGAGCGAAAAAUAACGGCGAAUUCUUCGGAAAGUUUUUGUCGAAACUGGUGAAGGGGACAAGUGCUGGGGGUGAUCCCGAUGCCAGUUCUUCAGAAGAGGCUAAUGGCAUGAAGAUGACCGACUCAGCUGGUUUCUUUGCCAGCCUGCUGAUGGGACUACUGGGAGAUAUGUCCAAAUCCAGUUCCGGUGGAUGGCAUUAAUUUAGGAAAACAACUUAAGAUUGAAAAUUAAAUAAGAUUUGAUUCUACAAGCCAAUGCAACGUGUGUUAUGUGCAAGCAGUAUUAUAAUGGAGAUUUUAAUGUGCAAUAUUUGUGUAGCUCUACUCUAUGUAUGGCUUUUAAUACUCAGUGAAAGCGAUAUCUUUAAUAUUAGGAAUUUUCUAGAGACCUUAAAUCGUCAUUUGGACUAUGCGAGAAAUAUCAUGCAAGUUGCAAUACAUUGCUGGCCAAGCUGUAGUAUAAAAUGUAAAAGGUAUAUCAUAGCCGGAAAUGUAUUGCAACUAGGACGAUGUUUCUCACGUCGCAUAAAUGAGGGUGUACUUUAGAAUUUGUUGUCGAUUAAACUGUUAACUAUUGCUAGUAUAAGUUUAUCUUAGUAUUUUCCUACCGUUUCAAAUAUAAAUUAAAUACCGAAAUCAUUUGCAAGAUAUUUAUUCCAUUCCAUUUCAGAUACAAAGAGUAAGUAUACAGUAGAUUAAUGAAGUUUCUUAUAAUUAAUGGAGGCCGUUUGGAAAAGGCAAACAUUGGCAACCAAUCGAUACCGAUCACCAUUCUCAACAACAUUUAUCUACCAUAUUUUGUGCCCAUUAACAAGGCAGACAACUGCAACCUCUGAUGAAUAGACUGAAAACAGCCCAUUCCCUUUUAAACCCGAAAUAAAAUCAAUUCGAGAUCGAUUUAAUUAAAAUCGUUU
Messenger RNA from Trichoplusia ni (cabbage looper), 1865 nucleotides. RefSeq lists its product as uncharacterized. Bases 1 to 1152 code for a protein of 383 amino acids. The record is from RefSeq and is a predicted model, not a curated record. NCBI's taxonomy places the organism in Eukaryota, Metazoa, Arthropoda, Insecta, Lepidoptera, Noctuidae. The transcript has 8 exons.